Messenger RNA from Seminavis robusta, 393 nucleotides. The record is from the annotation of a GenBank genome assembly. NCBI's taxonomy places the organism in Eukaryota, Bacillariophyta, Bacillariophyceae, Naviculales, Naviculaceae.
AUGGUGGGAUCUAUCAGAAUUUCCCUUUCAGACGCUCUAGCGAAGGGCAUGAAGCUCGACGAUAUUGAAAUUGUUUCCGAUGACGAUGACAUCAGUUGCUGCAGUACGGAGUCUGAUACGGUAAGCGACGAGGAUUGCAACGACUUCAGCGAUUCAUUUGACAGCGAAGACGACGACGGAGAUGAAGACAGCGUCGUGACUACGCGGAGCCAGGCCUUUGAACGAUUGAGUCAAACGUGCAUCCAAGCAGAAGCCAUGCUGCGGCUUGAAAUGGAACGCCUCGGCCUCCAUGAAGGAAAGCCCGCAUUGAUCGCCUUCCCGCGACGUUUCAGUGCACCUGAAUGCCUUGUGAACACGGGAAAGUCUGAGGGUCAAGUCGGCAUUGCUGCUUAA